GUUUUGUCCUAAAUCUACCAUAUCAAUCUUUUACGAACUGCGCAUGUACUCAAGGGAAAUAUUUAGGUUCUCAAUAUAAAAUUUGUCCUAGUGGUAUUAGAACAGACAAUCCAAAUGGUAUCUGGGAG
This is a messenger RNA of Scutellospora calospora, 128 nucleotides long. The record is from the annotation of a GenBank genome assembly. Lineage: Eukaryota; Fungi; Glomeromycota; Glomeromycetes; Diversisporales; Gigasporaceae.